This is a messenger RNA of Arabidopsis lyrata subsp. lyrata, 950 nucleotides long. RefSeq names its product root meristem growth factor 3. Gene Ontology annotation, biological process: positive regulation of gene expression; cell differentiation; positive regulation of cell population proliferation. The transcript is spliced from 3 exons. Bases 287 to 700 code for a protein of 137 amino acids. Gene Ontology annotation, molecular function: growth factor activity. NCBI's taxonomy places the organism in Eukaryota, Viridiplantae, Streptophyta, Magnoliopsida, Brassicales, Brassicaceae. The record is from RefSeq and is a predicted model, not a curated record.
GAGUGGUUCGAAUAUGGACGUUAUGGCAGAAAUUGUAAUUUAUAAAUAUUUACAAGUACAACUUUUCAUCGUAAGAAUCCAUACCUUACACGUUAAUAGAGACACAUGGUUAAGGACUAAUUAUAGAUACACGAACUUAAAACCAUAUGGUCGAUGAUCUCUAUAUAUAGACUCAUCUCUUCUUUUUACUAAUUCGACCUCCUGCUUAAAUUGUAAGGAAAUAUUAUCAGAAAACUAAAGAAAAAUAUCAAGUUUUAAAAGAGGUGAAGGAGAAUAUAAAAGAGUCAUGACUACUUUGUCAAAGAUUCUAUGUGUGUUGAUCGUUCUUCUUUUAUGUUUCUCCUUUCGAUAUUCACUUCAUGAUGGGAAUCAACAGUCAAGCCAUGACUUCGUUUCAACUGCCAAGGCGACGACUGAAUAUGGUGAUGUGAUAAAGAAGAUGAUAGGAGGAAGAAAAUUGAUGAUAGCAAGUGAAGACGAAGUUGAAGAAACAAGGAUGGAGAGAGGAAAUAGAGAGAUAGAGAGAAACUCAAGCAAAGGUGUUGAAGAGGAUGGAAAAGAAGAAGAAGAAGAAACGACAAUGAAGAGAGGCAAUAGAGAGACAGAGAGAAAAGCAAGCAAAAGUGUUGAAGAGGAUGGACUCGUUGCUUACACUGCUGAUUAUUGGAGAGCUAAGCAUCAUCCUCCCAAGAACAACUAAUUAUAAUUCUGAAAUAAUAAUAAACAUGCCAGACUCCACAUAUGAAUAUCUCUAUAGAUAUAUAACCUUAUAAUAUAAAGAGAAAUAUGUCUAUUAUAUGGUGUGGUUAACUUGCAUUUGUAGUUUGUUUUUUCUUUUCUUUGACGUUGUAACGGCUUAUUUAAUGAUUUACAUGUAAACCAAAAUUUUGAACCUUUGAAGCUUUCGUAUGUUAAGUGUAUAUGAAUUAUGACUUCUUCUUUUUCUUCAA